UAGACGUUGGAAGCAUGCUGACUUACACAGCAGUUUACUUCAUUCUCUUCCAGUUAUGGCUCCUCCCCGCCUCCCUCGAAGCUUCCUCAUUGCCAAAUGUGGCGCUUCUUGGAACAGCGUCUCAGUCAUCAACAUACCCUUUCAGUCCAGCUUCAAAUGUAAUUGAUGGGAAUAGGAAUCCAGACCUGAAGGCUGGAUCGUGCAGCCAUACAAAGUAUGGACCGGACCACUGGUGGAGAUUGGUCCUGCCACACAUGUACAACAUCACACAUAUCAACAUCACCAACAGAAUCUCUAAUGCUGGGAGGAUCAAUGGUGCUCAGAUCCUCAUUGGAAACUCCCUCCAGAACAACGGCAACAACAACCCAAGAUGCUCGGUCAUCACCUCCAUCCCAGCUGGCGGUACCAGCACCUUCAACUGUGGAGGCAUGAUAGGUCGAGUGAUCAACGUGAAACACUAUUCCACAAAUCCAAAUGUGUUUUUGACAAUGUGUGAGCUGGAAGCUUAUGGAGAAAGAGUUCCUCCUUGUCCGUCCUUCAAUGCUGUGGUGAUGGGCAGACGUGUAGCAGUGGUGGAGAAGAAGCUGUGUUGGUCCGAUGCCCUGUUCUACUGCAGAGACUUCUACGGGGACCUUCUCAGCAUACGAAGUGAGGACGAGCAGAGGGAGGUGGAGAAGGUGUUGAGCAGCGUCUCCUUCCCUCUCACCAAACAUGUUUGGUUGGGCCUGCGCAGGUAUCUGAUGAGUGACCCCUGGUUUUGGAUGUCUGGUGCUACAGAGCAGUACUCCCACUGGGAGAAAGUGUCCUUCUGGAAGAAUACCAGUCCGUGUGGCGCCAUGGACAGCAGCCACGCCUUUCACUGGAGAGAUCUUCCAUGUGAAGAACAUCUUCAUUUCAUCUGUCUGAGAGGUAAACAUCCAGACUUGGACCAAACCAACAAAUCAAAUACCAGUGUUGGUCCAUUUGGCGGAAUUGGCAAAUGCGUUUUCAACUACAUGUCCCAGAAUUCUUAG
This is a messenger RNA of Labrus bergylta (ballan wrasse), 1013 nucleotides long. NCBI's taxonomy places the organism in Eukaryota, Metazoa, Chordata, Actinopteri, Labriformes, Labridae. The record is from RefSeq and is a predicted model, not a curated record.